AACAUGCGUAGAGGAGCUACGCACAACGGGCUGCUGUUGCUUUGCCUAUGGGCAACAGCGGCCACGGGGCACAUUCGCAUCGAAGCGCCCGAGGUGCACGUGGCGCCCAGCUACAAGCCGGCCUUUGUGCGUGCAGCCGUGGAGAGUAUGCCAGUGGAGGAUGAGCCUGGGGCACUGAGUCGCUUCAGCAUACGACCCACAUUUGGCGAGGCAUUUCUACCGCUACGCAGCGCCGUGGAGAGUGUGCCUAGCAUCAGUGAGCGGCACAUUGCGCUGCUGCGUGAAUCCUCCCCGUUGCGUUCCUUUGUACGUGACUCUGUGGAGGCGCAGCCCAGCGAUGAUGAUGAAGAUGAAGACGAGGAAUCGUUAGAGUUUGCAUCGCCCGCCAGCUUUGUGCGCGACGUGCCAGAAGAGUUACAGGAGGAAAAACUUUCGCAGCUGGUGGAACCGGAUCCCUGGUCGGUGUCCGAUAAAUACGCCGCCUUCAUAGCACCCAGCUCAAAUGACAAUUAUCAGCCGCAGCCCUAUCGCUCCGGCUCACCACAUCAGCAGCUGCUCAAGGCAGUGGAUCUGGAGCAACUGGAGCAUAUCGAUGAAUUGGACAGUUAUACGGAGCAACAGUUCUAUGGGGCUCUAGCCCAGGCCGAUCUCACGCAAGACGGCGCCUACGGCGCCUUAUUACAGGCCAAGACCACAACGGAAAAGAAGAACUACAACAUGGCACCCAAGGUGCUCUGUUACAUGUCGAACUGGGCCUUUUAUCGCAAGGCCGAUGGCCACUUUGUGCCCGAGCAGCUGGAGCCGAAGCUUUGCUCAGCGAUUAUCUAUUCGUUUGCCUCGCUCGAUCCGGAUCAUUUGACCAUACGUGAAUUCGAUCCCUGGGUGGAUAUAGAGAAUCAGUACUACAAACGCGUCGUAGCUCUCGGCGUGCCCGUGUUGCUUGCUAUGGGCGGUUGGACAGAUUCGAGUGGCGACAAAUAUUCCCGCUUGGCUAGUGACGAGAUCAAGCGCAAAGUAUUUGCCUCCAGUGCGGCGGGCUUUUUGCAGCGUCACGGAUUUAGUGGCAUUCACUUGGACUGGAACUACCCCAAGUGCUGGCAAAGCGAUUGCUCCAAGGGACCGCCCAGCGACAGGCCCAAUCUGACUAAGCUACUGCGUGAGCUGCGCUCACAGCUCAAGCGUGUGAAUCCUAAGAUGCAAUUGGGCGUGGCCAUCUCGGGCUACGAGGAGAUCAUCAACGAGGCCUACGAGCUAGCUGCACUCUCCGAAAUCGUUGACUAUAUGACUGUGAUGACUUACGAUUACCAUGGAGCCUGGGAAAGACAAACUGGCCAUGUGAGUCCCCUGUACGGACGUCCGCAGGACAAAUAUCCGCAAUAUAAUACGGACCACACCAUGCAGCUGUUGGUUCAAAUGGGCGCACGCCGCGAGAAGCUGAUUAUGAGCAUACCCUUCUAUGGGCAGAGCUUUACACUCGAGCAGAGCAGCCAGCAUUUGGUCGGCGAGGGCGUUUCGGCUAGCGGCCCAGGCGACGCUGGCGAGCUGACCAAGCAGCCUGGUAUGUUGGCCUACUAUGAAAUCUGUCAGCGCAUACGCAAGCAGAAGUGGCAGACAGGCCGGGAUGCUGAGCGCAAGUCUGGACCCUAUGCCAUGCUCCGCAAUCAAUGGGUGGGCUAUGAGGAUGCGGCCAGCGUGGAGGCCAAGGCUCGCUAUGCGGCGAAUAACGAUUUCGGUGGCAUUGCCGCUUGGACCAUCGAUCUGGAUGACUUCCAGAAUCGCUGCUGCAGUGAAGCCUUCCCACUGCUCAAGGCUGUCAAUCGGGCCCUGGGUCGACUGAACACGGAGCCACCGACGCGCAGCAAUUGCGAGCGCCCACCACAGCCGAUAACACCGGUACCACCACAAAUGACGACCAUCAGCAGCGAUGGCUCGCUGAGCGGCAGUCACAAUGAUCACACAACCUCCUGGCCCACUUGGGAUCAAACAAGCACAACCACGCCAAGACCCAGCAGUAGCACCACAACUACUCGCAGACCUACCACCAGCAGCACCACCAGCAGCACAACUCCCGCCUGGUGGACCAGCGCAGCACCGCCUACAACGACAAAACGUCCCGCCAAGCCUAAGCCGAAGCCAACUAAGACAACUGUACGACCGGCCCAGACCACUAUACCAGUGCCAGCUGUGGUCUAUCCCGUGAUACAGGCCGCCAACUGCGAGGCUGGUGAAUUCUAUCCAGAUAAAAGGAAUUGCAAUUCGUAUUACCAUUGCAUUAUACCGGGUGAACUGCGUCAACAAUUCUGUCCCGGUGGCUUGCACUGGAACAACGAGGUGAAAGGCUGCGAUUGGCCCGCCUCUGCGCAAUGCUCGGUGAAGAAGGAACAUACGAGCACCACAAGUGGUGUACCCAUCACUAGAAGCACCACUCAAAGCAGCACCACCAAGAAGCCGAGACGAACUACGACAUCAGCUAAGCCCAGUCGCAAGCCAACAAAACCUGUUCAGAAGCCGUUGCCUGGUAGUAGCACCACUCGCAAGCCACAUCGCACCACUCGCCGACCACGUCCACCCAGCUCGUCCCGCUGCAACGAGGGCGAGUACUACACGCACAGAAACUGCGGCAAAUACUACAUCUGCGUGAAUGGAGCGCUCGUGCCAAGUGAAUGUGGCAGCGAGCUGCACUGGGAUGCCCUGCGAAAGAUCUGCGAUUGGCCCGAGAAUGUGCAGUGCGUGACCAGCAAGAAGUACUUGCGCAUUAUACAGUCCAAGGCCAGCGAAGAGGAUCCCUGCAAUGGCGAGGAGCGAGUGCCCUAUCCCGGCGACUGCUCCAAGUAUUUGUUCUGUCUGUGGAAUCGUCUGCAGGCUGCCGACUGUCCGCCUGGCUUGCAUUAUAAUGAGGCGCUGGGCAACUGCGAUUGGCCAAUGGCGGCGCAGUGCAAAGAGGAUGGAGGAAGUGGCUCAGGCGGCAGCGGCAGCGGCAGCUCCAAGCCAAAGCCACCGGCAGCAGCUAAGCCCGUGCCGACAACGCAGCGACCUAGCACUACAGCUCGACCCACUUAUCCCACGGACAAGCCGCAACUGCAGCCCCUGGAUGGCCACUACAAGGUCGUUUGCUACUUCACCAAUUGGGCCUGGUACCGCAAGGGUCUGGGUCGCUACACGCCCGAUGACAUCAACACGGACCUGUGCACCCAUGUGAUAUAUGGCUUUGCAGUAUUGGAUUACUCCGAGCUCACUCUACGCACUCACGACUCUUGGGCAGACAUCGAUAACAAUUUCUACACACGCGUCAGCGGUCUGAAGAGCAAGGGCGUCAAGGUCAGCCUGGCCCUGGGUGGCUGGAACGAUUCGCAGGGCGACAAGUACAGUCGCCUCGUGCGCAAUGCGGCGGCGCGUGCGAAAUUCAUUCGUCAUGCUCUGGACUUCAUCGAGAAGUACGGCUUUGAGGGCCUCGAUCUGGAUUGGGAGUAUCCGGUUUGUUGGCAGACUGAGUGCAACAAGGGUUUUGCGGAUGAAAAGGAGAGCUUCACGGCCUGGGUCAGGGAACUGUCGGAGGCAUUUAGGCCACGUGGUCUGCUGCUUUCCACUGCGGUGUCGCCCAGCAAAAAGAUCAUCGAUGCUGGCUACGAUGUGGCAGAGCUCGCACGCUACUUUGACUGGAUCGCUGUGAUGACCUACGAUUUCCACGGACAGUGGGACAAGAAGACAGGACACGUUGCCCCCUUGUAUCAUCAUCCCGACGACGACUAUGAUUACUUCAACGCGAACUUCUCGCUGAAUUAUUGGAUUGAGCAAGGUGCUCCCUCGCGCAAGAUUGUCAUGGGCAUGCCUCUAUAUGGCCAGUCCUUUACGCUGGAGAAUGCCAACAACAAUGGACUCAAUGCCAAGGCACCAGGACCUGGCCAGGCGGGUGAAUUUACCAAAGCAGCUGGCUUCUUGGCGUACUAUGAGAUCUGCGAGCGCGUCAAGCAUCAGGGCUGGGAAGUCGUACAGGACGAACGUGGUCGCAUGGGUCCAUACGCUCGCAAGGGCACUCAGUGGGUCUCCUUUGACGAUCCGGCCAUGAUACGCAAGAAAUCGCAACUGGUUCGUGCCCUCAAUCUAGGCGGUGGCAUGGUGUGGGCCUUAGAUCUUGAUGAUUUCCGUAAUCGUUGCGGCGAUGGCGUGCAUCCAUUGCUCAGGGAAAUACACGAUGUACUAAAGGAUCCCCCAAAUGCCAACUCGGGUGAAGUGGGCACAGCAUCUGUGGAAAAUGAAGCCGGACAAACAACACAGGAAGCAGCUGGUCAGGAAAGCAGCGAGGCUGAGGAAGUCGAAAGCGUGGGCGGCGAGGAGCAGGAAGAGGUGGCAGUCGUGCAGCCACCAGAGCCAGAGUCUAGCUCCAACUCUGAAGACUCUAGCAAUGAGGCAGGCAGCAACGAAUCGGCCAGCAAUGAAGCAGGCAGCAGCAACAACGAGCCUGAAUCUUCGCAGGAAAACGAAGUUGAUCCCAACGAGGAUAUUGAGGAGGGAGACUUUGAAAUGGAGGUAGGUUAUCCAAUAGCCGACGCUGGCACCGACUAUAAGGUGGUCUGCUACUUCACCAACUGGGCGUGGUACCGUCAAGGCGGUGGCAAGUAUUUACCGGAAGAUAUCGAUGCGGAUCUCUGCACGCACAUUGUCUACGGCUUUGCAGUGUUGAAUCGCGAUAAGUUGACGAUUCAGCCGCAUGAUUCGUGGGCCGAUCUGGACAACAAGUUCUAUGAGCGCGUGGUGGGCUAUAGGAAGAAGGGCGUCAAGGUAACCGUCGCCAUUGGCGGCUGGAACGACUCAGCUGGUGAUAAAUACGCUCGCUUAGUUAGAAGCGCCACGGCGCGAGCCCGAUUCAUACGCCAUGUCAUGGACUUUAUCGAGCAGUACGGAUUCGACGGUCUCGACUUGGACUGGGAGUAUCCGGUGUGCUGGCAGGUGGACUGCAAAAAGGGCACCGCCGACGAAAGGGAAGGCUUCACAGACUUGGUGCGUGAGCUGUCGCAGGCCUUCAAGCCAAAGGGUUUGCUGCUCUCCGCCGCUGUCUCGCCGAACAAAAAGGUUGUGGACGCGGGCUACAAUGUGCCCGAGCUUUCGCGUUACUUCGAUUGGAUUGCCGUCAUGGCAUACGACUAUCAUGGACAGUGGGACAAGCAUACGGGUCAUGUGGCGCCCAUGUACGAUCACCCAGAGGGCACGACCACCUUCAAUGCCAACUACUCGAUUAACUAUUGGCUGGAGAGCGGUGCUGAGCGCAAGAAACUUAUUAUGGGCAUGCCCAUGUACGGCCAGUCCUUCUCCCUAGCCCAGGCCAGCGACAAUGAGCUCAAUGCACCCACCUACGGCGGCGGUGAGGCCGGCGAGGCAACGCGUGCCAGAGGCUUCCUGGCCUACUACGAAAUCUGUUCGUAUAUACAACGUCGCGGAUGGAAUGUGGUGCGCGACGCGCGCGGUCGCAUGGGUCCCUAUGCCUUCUCGCGGGAUCAGUGGGUGUCCUUUGACGAUGCGCCCAUGAUACGCCACAAGAGCGAAUACGUACGCGCCAUGGGCUUGGGCGGAGCCAUGAUCUGGGCCCUGGACUUGGAUGAUUUCAAGAACGAUUGCGGCUGCGAAUCGUAUCCACUGCUAAAGACAAUCAAUCGCGUGCUACGCGGCUAUCCAGGACCACAUCCCAAGUGUGCGCUGGAGCAGAGCGAAAAGACAAUGGUUGCUGGCGACAAAGGCACCGCGCAGUCAGCCAAACCCACGAUCAACACUGCAACCCCGUCGCACAUAGUUGCCACUUCGGCCAGGCCAGAGCCUGGCCAGCCAAUCGAUUGCGAUGGACGCAACUAUGCAUCGCACGCGCGUGAUUGCAAUAAGUAUUACAUCUGUCAGUACGGCGAACUGAUUGAACAGCGCUGUCCAGCCGGUCUGCACUGGAACGAGAAUUACUGUGACUGGCCGAACAAUGCCAACUGUGCAGUUCGCUCGGACCAAACCACUCAGCCGCCUGUGGUGCAUCGACCAAAGCCAACUGGCACCACACCGAGCAGCAAGCCCGCCACGAAGCCCACAAAGAAGCCCUUCACGCCACCCAAUAAGAAGCCUAUAGCUCGCCCCAAGCCAACGCCAGCUCCGCCACUGGGCAGCAACGAGGAGUACAAGGUCGUUUGCUACUUCACCAACUGGGCGUGGUAUCGACCCGGCCAAGGCAAGUAUGUUCCCGAAGAUAUUGAUGAGAAUCUCUGCACGCACAUCGUCUACGGCUUCGCUGUGCUCAACGGCAAUAGUCUGACUAUAAAGACGCACGAUUCCUGGGCAGACAUUGACAAUCGAUUCUACGAACGGGUUGUGGAGUACAAGCAGAAGGGACUGAGGGUAACGGUUGCCAUUGGCGGCUGGAAUGAUUCGCUGGGCAGCAAGUAUGCUCGCUUGGUGCUCGAUCCCCAAGCGCGUGCCAGAUUCAUUGAGAGCAUUUUGGUAUUCGUUGAGAAAUAUGGCUUUGAGGGCUUGGAUCUGGAUUGGGAGUAUCCGGUGUGCUGGCAGGUGGACUGUGCCAAGGGCUCGCCAGCCGAGAAGCAAGGAUUUGCUGCGCUAGUACGCGAACUCUCCGAUGCAUUCCGCCCACGCGGACUGCUGCUCUCCGCUGCCGUCUCGCCAAGCAAAAUGGUCAUCGAUGCGGGCUACGAUGUGCCAAAGCUGGCGCGUUAUUUCGAUUGGAUUGCUGUGAUGACCUACGAUUUCCAUGGCCAUUGGGACAAGCAGACGGGUCACGUGGCUCCCCUGUAUUAUGUGGAUGGCGAUGCCAAUCCCUACUUCAAUGGCAACUAUAGCAUACACUAUUGGCUGGAUCAGGGCACGCCGCCCAGUAAAUUGGUUAUGGGCAUGCCGCUAUACGGGCAAUCCUUCUCGCUGGCUGAUCAGAAGGCGCGCUCCUUGAAUGACAAGUCCAUUGGUCCCGGACAGGCGGGCACCUACACGCGUGCCGGUGGCUUCUUGGCCUACUAUGAAAUCUGCGAGAAGGUCAGCGCUGGCGGCUGGACGGUGGUGCGUGACGACGAGGGACGCAUUGGGCCCUAUGCGUAUAGCGGCAAUCAAUGGGUCUCCUACGAUGAUGUGGCUGAUAUACGUCGCAAAGCGCAAUUCGUGCGCAGCUUGCGUUUGGGCGGCGGCAUGGUCUGGGCCUUGGAUUUGGAUGAUUUUCGUGGUCGCUGCGGCUGUGGCAAACAUCCGCUGUUGCGUACACUCAAUCAAGAGCUGCGCGGCAUACCCGGUCAGCGUGCCAACGAUUGCACAUAG
Drosophila hydei is the source of this 7290-nucleotide messenger RNA. RefSeq names its product probable chitinase 10. Gene Ontology annotation, biological process: chitin catabolic process; carbohydrate metabolic process. Gene Ontology annotation, cellular component: extracellular region. Gene Ontology annotation, molecular function: chitin binding; chitinase activity. The coding region runs from base 4 to 7290 and encodes 2428 amino acids. NCBI's taxonomy places the organism in Eukaryota, Metazoa, Arthropoda, Insecta, Diptera, Drosophilidae. The transcript is spliced from 8 exons. The record is from RefSeq and is a predicted model, not a curated record.